This is a messenger RNA of Diorhabda carinulata, 4987 nucleotides long. It is a transcript of the gene Nab2, whose product is annotated as zinc finger CCCH domain-containing protein 14. Gene Ontology annotation, biological process: regulation of mRNA stability. The record is from RefSeq and is a predicted model, not a curated record. Gene Ontology annotation, molecular function: metal ion binding; poly(A) binding. Gene Ontology annotation, cellular component: cytoplasm; nucleus. NCBI's taxonomy places the organism in Eukaryota, Metazoa, Arthropoda, Insecta, Coleoptera, Chrysomelidae. The transcript has 9 exons. The coding region runs from base 88 to 2001 and encodes 637 amino acids.
GUUGUUUUUAAAUGUCAUUAAUAUAUUAAUUUAGAAUUAUUUAAAUAUUAUUUUUGAAUUAAAAAGUUCGAAAUCUAUUUAGAUAAAAUGGAUAACGUUGGAGCCGAAGUAGGACAAAAAAUGAGGUCGGCCAUCAAGGCCAAACUACUAGAAUUAAACUGCUACGUCGAUGAUGAACUUCCUGAUUAUAUAAUGGUUAUGGUGGCGAAUAGAAGAUCUAAAUCUCAGAUGAAUGAAGAUUUGAAUCUAUUUUUGAAUACCAAAACAUCUGCAUUUGUGGAAUGGUUACACAUCGUUCUUAAAAAACUGAAAGAAGUCACAGUUACCAACCCAGAAGUUUAUAAAAAAGUGGCCAAAAGGAAAUCGAGCGAACAAAUAGAUGUUAAGGUUAAAAAAGAGAAGUUGAAAAGAAUUGAAAACGUGAAAAAAGAGAGUCAAAAUGAUCCUUUAAAAAAUUCUACGAGUAUUGAUAAGAAUAAUGCAGGGGAAUUUGAUAUACCUCUUCUAACAGAUAUAAAUUCAUCUAGUGAGAAUGAUUUAAAAGAAAUUGAAGCUAAAAUAAGAAAUGUUAAAAGCCGAUUAGGAAUAGUAGUAGACGGUGAUGUAAACGAGGAGAUUUUAAGAAUUAAAAUUGAAGAAGCUAAAAACAAUACUAUACAGCUAGAAGAACGAUAUAGUAGUCCAAAUGAAAGAGAAGUAGUGUUAAAUGAAGAAGAACAAGAUGAAAUUAGUUAUACCCCAGAAAAACCCCAUAGACAUUCACCAAUUAGGUUCGAAAAGGAAGAUUUCGUCAAAACUCCACCUAGAAAACCCUCAAUACUCUCUAGAUUGGGAAAAAGAGUUGCAAUCAGCAGCGAAUCAGAACAGAAAAAGAAGAAAACGAAUUUUUCUGAUACAACAAAGGAAGAAUCAAAUUUCGAAAGGAACAGUGAUAAGCAGAGGUAUAAAAGGGACGAAGAUAAGAAGAGAUCGAGUGAAAGAAAGUUUUCAAGAAACAGGAAGGAAUUGGAUGUUAGAGAAAGAGGGGAAAAGGUGAGUGUUUUAAGUAGACUUGGAGUGAUGUCGAAAAUACAUGUACCGGAAAAACGUCUUGAGGAUCCUGAUAUUGAAGAUGAAUUAAAAACUAGGGAAGUGAGAAGUAUGGUUCAAGUUAAACCAAGAGUUUUACCCCCAAUUACCAUCCAACCCAAUAAAAAUCUUCUACUGAAAGCUGUAGCUGAAGCUAAUAAGAGUGUUACUGAAGCCAAUUCCAAAGUUGCUUUGAAGUCGUCUAAAAUCGAUGAUGAAAACGUUUCGUCCACGAGAAAAUUGUCGCACAAAGAGAAAGUUAAAUUGAGGAAUCUCAUUCUAGCGCAAGUGUCUUUGGAAGAUAGUGAUGAUGGUGUAGACGGUGAUAAAUAUAUGGAAUAUGUACCCAAACCCAUUAAGAAAAUUGAUGUCCAAGGAUUGCCUGAAUAUGUCCCGUCAACCAGGACUUCAGUUGAUGAUAGAUCGGUCGAAGCGGCACCGGCGAAAAUUAGAAAAUCAGCCAAAGAACGAUUAGAAAGAAGAAAAUCUCCGUCUCCCAUUAUUUUCGAUAAAAUAUCUACCGUGGUGAAGACUAAAUCGGACGUACCGGAGACGCCGCCCUGCGUGAAAAUCCAAGAGAGGUGCAAAUAUUGGCCGGGUUGCAGACAGGGCGACAAAUGUGAGUUCGUUCAUCCGGUAACGGUUUGCGAAUCGUUUCCGAAUUGCAAAAACGGCGAUAAUUGUUCGAAAAUUCAUCCGAAUUGCAAGUUCGGUUCGGGUUGCACGAAACGCGAUUGUCCCUAUACCCAUUCGGUCGUUUCCGUUCGGGCGGUAACGCCGCCGCAAAUUUGCAAAUAUUUUCCUAAAUGCGCGAACGUCGCUUGUCCCUAUUUCCAUCCGAAAUUCUGCAAGUUCGGUAAAUAUUGUAAAAAUAAAAACGAUUGCGCUUUCUCCCAUUCGAAUACCCUCAUACAUACGUGGAAAUCGAAAUGAUUCCGUUUUUUUUUUCUCUUUUUUUUUUUCGUCAAUUUCAUCGUCUCCGAUGGACGGAACUUUUUAUCGUUUAUCCCUCGUAUUACUUUUUUCCUCUUUUAUUUUUUUUGAUGCUAAUCUAUUCGUUGUCUGUAUCGAAUUCGAUCGAAUCGUCUGUCGGCGUAUUUUAAAAGGUGAAAUUUUGGUUUUUGACAUUUAUUUUUGACGUAUUGUUUAAAUUUUUGGCGUUGGACACAUUUUUUUUCUAGAUUUCUCGGCCGUUUUCAAUAUUUUCACUUUUUUUAAUAUUACUUCGAUUUAUGAUGUUCCGAGCCUUUUUUACCGAUUUUUUUGACAUUUCACGUAUAUUUUUGUCAUUUGACGUUUAUUUUUAACGUUUGAUACAUAGUUUUGAAGUCUGUCACCAAUUUUUUCACAUUGCUCACCAUUUUUUGAUGUAUGACAUUAAUUUUUGAAGUUUGACGUUUACUUUUGACGUUUGACGGUUAUUUUUGACGUUUGACGUUUAUUUUUAACGUUUGAUACAUAGUUUUGAAGUCUGUCACCAAUUUUUUCACAUUGCUCACCAUUUUUUGAUGUAUGACAUUAAUUUUUGACGUUUGACGUUUAUUUUUGACGUUUGACGGUUAUUUUUGACGUUUGACGUUUAUUUUUAACGUUUGAUACAUAGUUUUGAAGUCUGUCACCAAUUUUUUCACAUUGCUCACCAUUUUUUGAUGUAUGACAUUAAUUUUUGAAGUUUGACGUUUACUUUUGACGUUUGACGGUUAUUUUUGACGUUUGACGUUUAUUUUUAACGUUUGAUACAUAGUUUUGAAGUCUGUCACCAAUUUUUUCACAUUGCUCACCAUUUUUUGAUGUAUGACAUUAAUUUUUGACGUUUGACGUUUAUUUUUGAUGUUUGACGUUUAUUUUUGACGUUCGACACUAAAUUUUGACGUUCGACACAUAGUUUUGAAGACUGUUACCAUUUUUUGAUGUAUGACAUCAAUUUUUGACAUUUGACACUAAUUUUUUGACGUUUGACAUAUAGUUUUGAAGUCUGUCGCCAAUUUUUUCACAUUGCUCACCAUUUUUUGAUGCAUGACAUUAAUUUUUGACAUUUGACGUACUUUUUUGACGUUUGACGUUUAUUUGUGACGUUUGACACUAAUUUUUUGACGUCUGACAUAAAUUUCGACACUAAAUUUUGACGUUCGACACAUAGUUUUGAAGACUGUUACCAUUUUUUGAUGUAUGACAUCAAUUUUUGACAUUUGACACUAAUUUUUUGACGUUUGACAUAUAGUUUUGAAGUCUGUCGCCAAUUUUUUCACAUUGCUCACCAUUUUUUGAUGCAUGACAUUAAUUUUUGACAUUUGACGUACUUUUUUGUCGUUUGACGUUUAUUUGUGACGUUUGACACUAAUUUUUUGACGUCUGACAUAAAUUUCGACACUAAAUUUUGACGUUCGACACAUAGUUUUGAAGACUGUUACCAUUUUUUGAUGUAUGACAUCAAUUUUUGACAUUUGACACUAAUUUUUUGACGUUUGACAUAUAGUUUUGAAGUCUGUCGCCAAUUUUUUCACAUUGCUCACCAUUUUUUGAUGCAUGACAUUAAUUUUUGACAUUUGACGUACUUUUUUGACGUUUGACGUUUAUUUGUGACGUUUGACACUAAUUUUUUGACGUCUGACAUAAAUUUCGAAGUCCGUCGCCAAUUUUUUUUACAUUUCUCAGCAUUUUUUGAUGUACGACAUUAUUUUUUGACGAUUGACAUAUAUUAUGAAGUCCGUCGCCAAGUGUUUCAACAUUUCUCACCGUUUUUUGACUUCUGACGUUUGACAUGUACCAAUUUUUAUGUGUGACAUUAAUUUUUGACGUUUGACAUACCUUUUUGACGUAUGAGAUAUAAUUCUAACGUUUGUCAUUAACUUUUUUGCAUUUCUUACCGUUUUUCAAUAUCUGACGGUUAUUUUUUUUAUUUUUCACCAACUUCUUACAAAUAUUUGAAAUUGGAAACUUAUUUUUCACGUUUGACAUAAAUUGUUGACGUUUGUCUUGAAUUUUUGAAGUUUGACAUCAAUUUUUCUGUAUUUCUUACCAAUUUUUAAUAUCUGACCGUUAUUUUUGACAUUUGAAACAAAUUUUUGAAAUUAAUCAUGGAUUUUUAUACAUUUCUUACCAAUAUUUGAUGUUUGACUCUUAUUUUUGUCGUUUGACAGAAAUUGUUGACGUUUGUUUUGCAUUUUUGACGUUUGAAAUAUAAUUGUAGAAUUUGUGUACCAAUAUUUCGUUGUAUUGGUCCCCGAUUAUUGAUGUAGGUUUUUAUUUUUUGACGUUUGACGUUCAUUCUUGACAAUUGACACUUUUUGUUGAAGUUUUUCUCUAAUUUCUUGAAAUUACCUAUAUAAACUUACUUAAAUAAACUUAUUUUUGACGUUUGAUAGCAAUUGUUGACGUUUUUCUUGAAUUUUUCGACAUUUCUUACCGAUAUUUGAUGCCUGACUCUUUUUUUUUUCACGUUUGACAGCGAAUUUUUGAAUUUUCAAGAAUUUUUUAAUUUUUCACCGAUUUUUUCCAUUAAAAUUUGAUAAUUUUUUAUAUGCAGCGCCAUUUUUUUAUUGUAUUAUAUAUUAUAUUCACAUUCAUUCUUGACGUAUGACACAGAUUUUCAACUCCUGUAAUGAGUUGCGGACAUUUGACACAAAUUUUUGACGUUUGAUGUGAAUUUCUAUCAUUAUUUGACAUAUGUCAUUUUGAAAGCCACAGAUUUAAUACGAAUGUUUUCUUUGGUUGAAAAUAUUUCGUAUCUUCAUCCUGUAUAUAACUUAAAUAUGACAUAAUUAAGAAUUACCAAAUAAAUAGUAAGUAUUUUCUCCGUAGUUUUUCCGACAUCGGGAAUUUUCCAUAAAAAUACAUUUCUCUUAUUGUUCUUUAUUUUCCGGCUGUUAUACGUCAUCAUGUGUAAAUAUUUAUUUAAAAAAAUAUAUUUACUCUAUCA